Messenger RNA from Strongylus vulgaris, 297 nucleotides. Lineage: Eukaryota; Metazoa; Nematoda; Chromadorea; Rhabditida; Strongylidae. The record is from the annotation of a GenBank genome assembly.
AUGCUGUUCAUCCAUUUUAAGGUUUUAUUUGUUGAACCAGUGGUGUCUACGGCGAGUGUAAAGGAAGUCUCUCAGCCUUUUUGUAUAAACGGUCUACCAUCAACGCGCUGCACAACAGCUGACGAUCAGGUUCAGGAACAGAAGCCUCCGCUGGUCCAGGGCGAAGAAGAAACUUCAUCAGUUGAGGAUGAAGAAGAAUUCUUCACCGGCCAAGAACGACGAAAAAGCCUCCAAGAUCAAGUCCAGAAAGAUGGAAAAAGUCUUCGCCACGAGGCCACAGAAGUUAGCCAUGCCUGA